Suillus fuscotomentosus is the source of this 805-nucleotide messenger RNA. RefSeq lists its product as uncharacterized. The record is from RefSeq and is a predicted model, not a curated record. Bases 221 to 805 code for a protein of 194 amino acids. Lineage: Eukaryota; Fungi; Basidiomycota; Agaricomycetes; Boletales; Suillaceae. The transcript is spliced from 3 exons.
CCAGGAUUUCUUCAUCCGCCUGCCAGCGAAGCCCUCCAAAUUUGUGAUCCGGAAUGUACUCUCUUUCCAAAAUGAGUACUCGGAGCUGCUGGACUGCCAGAACGUCUCUGUCAUCGAGUUCUUGGAAUACCUUUUUGGCGCGGCGUUCUAGUCGGAGGCGGGAGAGGAGGCCGAGACAGCUUUUGAGGAUGCCUACAUCAAUUUUUCUCAUUGGAUAUCUAUGGAAGAGUUUAUCUCGCCUCCGGAUGCCAGUGAUUUCGAAGGCGGUACAGCUGAGGAGUUGGAAAGUGCUAGAUGCGAUGCUCAAGAAUGGACUCUGCGACAUUGGCGUCGCGCAAGCGCGGUGCAAUGUUGCCCUCUGCAGCCGCUGGCAGACAAGAUGAUCCCUAUAUAUUUUGACGAUCCCGACCUUGGCCCCGAUUCGAAACGCAUGUCCCAGAUUUUCAUUUCCGACAAAGCGGGGAAGAAUAGCAAUAUAGGAGAUCGAGAUCUUCCCUACAUCGCUCUCCUUCUCAACCUCAACAGGGACCUGGACCCGCAGCUUAGCGCUACAUAUCUGAAGAGGGACCCAAGCGAUUCUGAAACAGGCAGAUGUCUGCGGAUCUACGCCUCUGGAAUGAGCGACACCACGUUUCCAUUCUUGCAUCGACAUCCUGACGUUGCAGAAAGUUUACGAGGCAUUCUCUCUCGACAGAAUAAAGCACCAUUGCAGACGACCCUCCAAGCUCUCAUCAGAUUCGGGGAUACUGCCAGGAUGCGCAACUUGCAGUGGGAGGCACAAGAAGAGUUGUACUCGGGCCAUUGA